Messenger RNA from Xyrichtys novacula (pearly razorfish), 16380 nucleotides. NCBI's taxonomy places the organism in Eukaryota, Metazoa, Chordata, Actinopteri, Labriformes, Labridae. The record is from the annotation of a GenBank genome assembly.
AGUCCAUCCUCCUCGGUCCUUCAGGGUAAUGGCUGCUAGGUGAGAUGAGCGGAUCGGCCGCAUCCCUUGAGUGCGAGGCGCUUCCAUCAAGAGGACCGUUAACUCGGGUGGUUCCGAGUUAAAAUGGUCGAUAUCCGACCUGAAAAGCAUCCUGAAAACAUUUUACUUACUGAAAGCCUCGUCCUUCUCUCGUAAGUAUCUCUUUUUUCUUCUUUUUUAUGGGAGCUAGCUCAGGAUGUGUUUCAGUCUGUUGGCUAACCAUGCUAACGUUAGAGACAGCUUUGUGCUUCACUUUAAAUAGCUUAAGUUAACACCAACUGACCUUUUUUGGUUCUGUUUUAAUCCAAAAGUUGCGUUUGUUGUUUCUUAUUCCCUGCUGUGUUACAGUUAGCUCGGUUACGGACUGUUGCUAACUGUCAGAGAUGCUAGUCGACAGCGUUAGCAUGAAUUAUUGGCACUGUGCCUCCUCCGUGCGCGAUGCAGCUCUUCAUCACUAAACAGCACGUACACCGACACACAUACACCACCAGUUAAUGCCCAAUAGAACAUGGUUUAUUCAGUUAUUCAGUUUUUCUGUCAUUUACUGUGCCGUAGUACACAAACCAGCUCAGCUCAGAGUGUUGCAGUCUUUAGCUGAGAGAUUUUUCCUGUCGUCGAGACGGAGGGGUUACUAGAGUUCAUGGCGUACCACAAUCGAUGCAGCACUCACUCACUCAUCUGUAAUGUGUGCGCGUUUUGGUUUACAUGAGUGAUGUUUGGCUAAACACACACAUACAGAUUAACCUCUACCUUGUCAUGCUUUCCAACUUCCUGAUAAUAGAUUAAGAUAGAUAUAAAUACAGCGGUAGACCGAGCCGUUAUAUAAGCCCGGAUUCUGCGAGGUGAUCUCUCUCUCUCUCUCUCUCUCUCUCUCUCUCUCUCUCUGGUCAGUGAUCGUCGUGGUGAAUUCAAAGUUAUGUAAGAUACCAGGGUUCUGUCCUCGGCUGCAUAUUUGUGGGCAUCUCGGACAGAAUGGUGACUCGUGUUUUUACCAAGAUUAAACUUUACCCUAUAAGAAUAAUGUGCAUAGCUCAGCCGAGGCUAACGUUCAGGCUACUUAUUUAUGUUUUUUACAACUUACCAUUCAGCUACCAAGAGAUUAACCUGAACUAGUUAUUAAAUCAAGUGAUGGAGAUAUUCCGCUAAGAAAUGCUGUGGAAUAAUUAUGACUCACCUCGAGAGGUUUUUCCCCUUAAAUGGCUUCAAAGAGAUUGGGAUGCAUUUAGGGAUGUAACGAUUUGAAAAUUUCACAUCAUGAUUAUCCUGAUAAAAAUUAAAAUAUGUUCAAAAUGUUUAAAAAGUACUUCUACACGCCCUGAAAUCAUUUAACAAUGUUUUAUUUUGAAACAAAAUCAGAAUGACACCUCAUGAAACUCAUUGAGAUCCUUUUGUGUAAUUUUUUAAUAAGACUCUGGCCAUUUUUAUAGAGUUAAAUCCAAAAAUGCCAAAAUUUGCCCUAUCUCACAAUGGUAAAGAAUCCUUCAAAAAAAUCCUGGAUACAGAAGGCAAUCUGGAUGACCAUCAAAAUUUGAUGGGAUCCUCCUGGGGCUGAGACGCACCUCUGGUGAAAAUUUCAGGUCAAUCCAUCUGUAACUUUCUCCGUAAAGUUGUUCACAGACAAACAGACAAACAAACCAAUGCUACCGAAAACAUAACCUUCUUGGUAGAGGUAACAAAGUACAAAGUAAUGUGCCAGUGGCAUAAACAUUAACAUACAGCAGAGUAAAGUGCACUGCAAAUUAUUUCGAGUACAUGUUCUCGCAAAGUCGGGGAAUACCUCAAAUCUUUUUCACCACCUUAAGCAGUGCCACACGGCAGAGCACGCGCAACACAAGGAGUGAAGCAAGGGGCCCAUGGCACCUGUGCAGCCGAAACAGCCGACCAUUCAGUCCGCUCACUCAAACGCAACGCCUUACGACAAAACGUUAAAGAGAUGCAAAGACCUCACAGGUGCAGUAGCUUAUUGUAUUGCAAAAGACAUGCUACCAAUAAGCACUGUUAAAUUUCAUUUUUUUUAUAUUGUGACAUACAUCGAUAUCGACUGGAAUGAAAAAAUACAUAGUGAUAAACUUUUUCCCAUAUCGCCCAGCCCUAGUUGCAGACCAACUGCAACAAGUCUAAAGUCGGUGUAAAUAUAGUGUUGUGAAGACAUGUACGAGUCUCCUAGUGUACUUCUGUUUACACAGUGAACACUGAGUGCCACCAGAGUUAUUAGCCACCAGAGAAGCUGCAACACAAUUUACACACCCUGUAUGUUUCUCCUCAUGCCUCUGUUAUUGGGUUGAGCCGUUGCUACAGAGCAAUGUUGUAAAUCAUUGUGUAGGACAGUUUAGCUGCAACAUUUGAUUUAUACGAUGUGUGCAUUAGUAUGAUGGAGUCAGCAUUUACCCUCUAAACAGCAAACAUGGAGGAAAGCAUAUCCUCUUGGAUACCAGGCUGAUGAUGUUGAUCUCUUAUUGAGAAAAUACACAUUUUUGACUACUCUGUGUAACACUUUUUUUACUUGAUUUUUCCAUCAGGUAGAGAAAAACAACAUGUGGUUUUAUUCAGGUAUCUGCUUAGUGUAUUAAAGUGACCCAACUGGUAAAACUGUGGGCUGCAGCUGUGCUCGUCAUGUCAGCUUGUACCAACACACUACAGACACAGAGAUUGAGAUUUUCUUUUAACAGAGCAUUACCCCAUUUUUGGACACACUUCAGUGAGAAGUCAAUGCCAGAGAGAUUUCCUAGACUGGCAAAGCUGGCACACACACCAGCGUCUCUGCAAAGUGUGUUUUUUGCUGCUGCUGCUGCUGAACUGCGGCCAGGUUGAUGUGGACGUGUGUUUAUUUUUUUUAUAAGUUCAAGUUUGCAGAAAACUGGAAACUGUGACUCUGAAAUACACAAAUCUUUCAGUUUUUGCAGCGAUUCCAUAUUUAAAAUUCUGAGUCUAUCUUUAUAAGACUUUGUCCACUGAGAUUUAUUUGUUAUUAGUCUGCUCUGCACGUUGAUAUAAGAUUUAUUCAAAGUUUUGUAAGCCUCUGUUUGUACUGUAGUCAUGCAGUACAGUCAGUUACUUUUAAUAUGUUCAUUUGUUUGCAAAAAUGCAUUUUGAGAGCAAUAAUUAAUUGGUACCAUUUCCAAAGAUCAAUUGUGGAGAAUUCUUUAAAUUUGCAUUCCUAUUGCAGUUCCUAGUUGUGGGAGUCAAAGUUGAUCAUGUUGCUGCUGCUCCUGUUUUGCUCUGUGUACAAUCUCACUUUUAAGUUAAUGCAGUGAAGUCUUUUCAGUUUCAUUCUUUUCCAUGCUCGCUGUUUUUUUCCCCCAAGAUUGUUUUCUUUUUUGUUUCUCUAAAUGAGAAGAAGAGAGGCACAUGUCUCUGGCAGGCACAUAUAAACGCGAGGAGGGGCGCAGUCUACAAACAGAGUGGGUUUUACUUGGCAGUAGUGUACAGCUGAGCUUUGUUGACUGAUCCACCCUGCACAAAUACACAGAAAGGCAGAUGAAGCAGUCUUUGAAUUUGUCAUGAAUUUUAUUUCAACAGCCAGAGAUGUUGCAGGGACCUGAAGGUGGUGAUUGGAGAGGGUCCCUGGAAACUUUGUGGGUCACUGAUCAAAUUUAGAUGUUUAGAAACAGUGGUACUAAACUUGUGUUGGUGUUAAAAUGAUAUGGUUAUAAUGAACAGAUAUUAACAUUUUUAUUUGAAAUUCUAAAAAAAAAGAUUCAAACAGAGAGUGUUUCUGUAGCAUCAUAGAAAGGAACUCAAAUGAAUCCAAAUAAAAAUCUAAUACAAACAAAAUGUUUAUCUUUUCCCUCUGUGGCAUUUUUCAAAUGCUUUUGUUGUUGCUUAAGGUCCUUUCACCCCGGGACCGACGCAAAUAUACAACGCCAAAUUACGAAAUAUUCGGAGGCGAAUUUUGACGUGCCUGACUAUACACAUCAAGCGUGAUGCGAUUUUGCGACUUUCCAGGGGGGAAAAGACGCGUCCCGGGUGGAAGCGAGAAGACUGACACAACUGCAGACUGAGUGUUUUUCAGUUCUGAUUAGACACUAAUGUUGAGAUGUCUGUCUGUCAUGAUAGCAUGUACUGAGUCGGGGCCAGUACCAGAUAAGCACAUUAAACUUUAAUCCAUAAACGUAAGGUAACAACCGAGACCUAAUUGUGCUGUGAAAGCAACACUGUGAUUGAGUUUGAGACAUUGAAAAUACAUAUGGUAUGUUGUAUCUGAACAGGUUAGCUUAAGAGCUAAAGUUACUUAGCACAGAUGAAAGUUAAAACAAAGACCUUUAGCAAUCUGUUAAAGCACACAAACCAUCAUCAUAUGAGAAAUCCGACGCUAUGACUCUCCACAAGUGGUCCUUCAGGUCGUUAUCUUUGUAAUGUUUGUGUCUUUCAUCAAAAAUCACUCUGUUCUCCCACACGUAAACAAUCAGCCGGUCAGCCAUGUUGGAUAUACCGGUGAGGCAGACGUCGCAACAACACGCAAUCUGAUUAGUCAGAAGUGGACACACAGUAUGUGAAACUUUAGAAAAUUCGACCGAUAUAUGAAAGAAUAAAUACCGCAAUAUCGCAGGACGGGAAAACAUUGCUGAUGUGAACGCUUGUAUUGAGGAGGACACAGGAUACAGGUUCGAAAUAAAAAUAUUGAUGUCGGAAAUAAUCGCAUGAAAAAAACGCUCCCGGUGUGAAAGGACCUUUACUCUGGGGGAAAAAAACACAGAGUUCAGAGCCUGAAGCUACAAGGAAAAUCAAGACACAAUUGACAUCGAUGCAGUAGCUUUGAUUUUUGCGUCUGCACUACUUAGUCCGAAUUUUCUAACAGAUGCAGAGAAACAGACAGGAUAGAAUAAGUGUGAGAGGUGAAUUCUGCCCUAGCAAAGACUCUGUGUUCUUAAUAAUAGAAAACAAGUUUGUCUAUAUCGAUGAUGAUCGGUUUCAGCCAAAAUGAGAAAACAUUGGCAGAUUUGAUAUUGGCAGAAAUCUGACAGUGUUCAUCCCCAAGAGUCACAUCAGGAUUUGUUACACAAAACAGUUUAUCAUAAGUCUCUCAUUCAUUCAAUACUGUGUCUGUAACUGCGACUUCUUUAAAUAUUCAAGUAACUGUCAAAGAAGUGUAAUUGAAAACUGAACGAAGACUCACGCCUUUUUAUUCCAAUCAUCAACUAUAAAUAAAGUCUUAACUGCUGGGCAGAGGAAUUGCAAUGAGACAGGGAGUUUUAACACCACCCACAUGCCAAACGCAGUAAAAAUCCGCUGCUGCUGCUGCUGCUGCUGCUGCUGCUGCAGGGAGGUGAUUUCUAUGCAGAUUCAUCUUUUUUUUUCUAAUUCAUUGUCCCUCAUCCUUUUCUAACCCUGCUUAUCUCCACCACAUCCUAGUAAAUCUCCAUCUCCUUUUUUUGUGCGUCGUUUCUCUUUCUCUGCAGCGAACCCACUGUUUACAUUCCGUCUUAGUGGUCAGUUCUGCCUGCCAAUCAGACGCUAAGCUGAGGCCAUGGCAGUGAAGGACCGUUUGGAGGCGGUGCUUAAUGUGGGUCUGCGUGUUCCUAGCAUCAUGCUGCUGGACGUCCUGUACCGCUGGGAUGUCAGCUCCUUCUUCCAGAAGAUUCAGCGCUCCAGUCUCUCCAAUAAUCCCUUGUUCCAGUACAAAUACCUGGCUCUCUACCUUCACUACGUAGGUCAGUGUCAGCACACAUACACACACACACGAACACACACAGCCUGCUCCAGCACAAAUACAUUCCCCCCAUGUUUUAACACUCCCCAGAAGAUUAGUGUAAAACAAACUGAUUAUAUAAAAGCUUUGCACAGUCUGCCCUGCAUACGGUUUGACACUUUUGAUCAUGUAACUGCCUCGUGUCAGCGGAGUUGUCGAGACUUGCAGCAGGUGUUCUGUUGGAAAAUUUGACUCUGUUAAUAAUUAAUCGCCCAAAGUAGUUUCUGUUCCGCUAAUUGUAGGUCAAACUCCUUCAGCAGACUUCUGCCCCUCAGUCACAUUUGCAUGAUUUUCUCACCUUUUACCAUGCAGCAGUUUUUUUAAACUGUUCAAGCGUCCAAGACGUUCAAGCGUCAGUCAUGAGACUGUGCUCUGUCAGGAUUUCAGGACAGUUGGAGGGGAUUGUCUGGCGCCGGGACAAGUAUCGCAUGAUCAAAGCUCCUGUACUUACUGGUGAAAUAAAAAUUAGGAUGCUGCCAUAAACCAGUUUUACUCCUGGCAUCCAUGCAAAGAGGGUAAACCAGUGAGGUUGAAUGUGGGACUGGUGCUUAAAACUUUGGAGGCUGCGUUGCACGGAGCCUGACGAAAUAAAUAAAACACAAACAGCAUUUUAAGAGAACGCCAUCUUUCAUCAAUACCAAACUGUUCAACUUUUUUACUGUUUCCUUGCUUCAGUUAAAUUCUCUAUAUCUUCUUAUUCUUGCUUUCAGCUUCUGAGGAUUAAGUUAAUGCAUAGCAGGGCUUAACUUUUUUCACAAGGAGCACAUGUGCUACUAAACUGAAAAAGUAAGGAGCACACAAAGAACUUUAGGGGCACAAUGAAAUUGUCAUAAUCAGCUAAAUGAUGUGAUAGAGCGAGCUGGGUCCAUCUGUUGGGGUUGACAGUUUGACUUCUGUUUCGGUUCUCUGGACAGUUUUUCAAUAAAGAGGCGGACUUUACGAGAAUUCCCUGUGGCCAAUACCUUUUUAUUACGAACAAGUUUUUCUACAACUGCACCAAAAACAAACAAACAAACAAACAAAAAACCUGAACUGUUCCUUUAAGUAGAUCUGACAUGUGAUUACCCAUGGAGUCAUGAGGAUGCUCGUUUCAUACCUGUUUUGUCACUUGUCUUUACUUGACAGGUGGUUUUACACGGCUUUGUGUAUCUUUUGCGCUUUGCAGGUUACAUCCUGAGCCUCGUGCUCCUGACUCUGCCUCGUCAACACCUGGUUAAACUCUACCUGUAUGUCCUCACGGCUUUGUUGCUGUUUGCUGGUCAUCAAGUGUCAAGGUAAGGCUUUGGAUGAGAGAGAAUGCUUGUUCCGGCAUCUAAAGUCUUUGUUAUUGUAGAUUAUGAUGUAUACCUGUUAAAGUGGCCUUUGAAAGUAUGGAAAGUUACAUUAUGCAAGAUGUAUGAAGUCAUUUAUUUCAGCCAUCAGUAAGCAUUCACUUGUAAUAUAUAAUAAGCCACAAUAGAUUUCCCUGUAAAUUGAGCCUGUUGACUUGUCUUUGUCAGGGAUUAUGUCCGCAGUGAGCUGGACUCUGGCCAUGAAGGACCCGUCUACCUGGAACCUCUCUCCAUGAACAGAUUCACCACUGCACUCAUAGGUACGAGAUUACACAUCAAUACAGAUGGAUGUUGUGCAGCAGGACUGUUCUGAGUAACAAUUCUUGGCCACCUCUACAUCUAGAAAGUUUGACACGGGACAAUAUUGUAGAGGAAAGACUUGGUUUUGUCCACGACUGCAGGAAUUUAUCCUCUGAAAAGACUGAACCAUGCUUUAUCCAAAUUAAGAGCUCUUACAUGUGUCUCUGACUCGAGUUUUCUGUAGAACAGAUGGUAGAGAAAGAUCAGCAUAUGCUUGGGUUUGAUACAUAGUAGGGUUGGGGGAAAAAAUCGAUUCAGACAAGUAUUGCGAUUUUUUGUUUUACAAUUUUUUAAUCACUUUUUAUGUUCAAAAAACGAUUUUUGUUUUCAAAUUUAAGAAUGAAUCUUAAAAACUGACUUAAAUGUGACGUGUAUUUUUAGGGGAAAUGCGGUUCCUGGAAAAGUCAGGAGACGAUCAUAAUCAUUCAGCUUUUUUACUGGUGUUAAAAAUGCAGACUAAAAAUCGACAAUAUCGUAGAAUCGCAGUUUAAAUUGAAUCGACAUCCAAAAUUUUAAAAGGAUCGAAUCGAGUGAUAAAAUUGAGCAUAUCGUCCCAGCCCUAAUACAUAGACUGUUGUAGAAUGGACGCCGUCUGCCUCCUUGUUGGGUGUAGCCACUCUGAGAACAGCACCUUCUGGUGUCAGACUGCAGUAUAGGUCCUAAAUCCCGCCUCCUCCAGCAAUCCCUGUGGAGCUGUGGACAAAUUUGAGAAAUUAAUUACACAGAAUAUAAAUGUUUCUCCCCCCUUGUUGCAAUGUUGACAUGUAGUUACUGUCAGACUGGUUUGUGCUUAAGUCCCCUUUUUCUGCACAGCUCCAUUUUUAAAAGUUAUUAGGGGGUUCAUGUUUUCUAUGAUUGACACUUGAUACAGUCUAUGGGAGUACAAAGAUUGCGUAGCUCAGACGGGGGAUAUGCUGUUUAAGCCGAGCGUCAUCACAGUGACUCUCCCUCUGACUGCGUACAAUGAGAGCGAUUCGGCUUUAGAUUCAUAUAAUGACAGGAGGCGGAGCCAAGUUGUCCAUAGUAUAUACAGUCUAUGGUUUGAUAGAGGACGAGCUAAAAAUCGUGCAGCACUGCUAACAAGCAUCACUAAAGAGGCGACACGACACGGACGCUCUCUGGACAUACAUUUUCUGAUCACCAUAUAACACAUGUGCCUAUGGAAAUGGACAUAAUGUUCUGAGGUCCAGAGGAUCUGGUUUCAUCUUUGAGUGUCGAUAUGGAGUCUCCUGUGCUAUAAAUAGACUGUGCUGAUUUUACUGCUCAGUGAAAGCCUGAGAAAGCAAAAUAACACGGACACUGAGGCAAAGAUAUGAGACCAUGGAGAGGAGGGGGGGGGGUCGAAGCUUCUAAGUGUGAAGGUGUCCUCCUAGAAAUACAGUUUUGUCAUUUUUAAUCACCACAAGUUUCAACUCUUGAUAUUUUCAUCAGGUUUUAUCUCCUGACCACACAUAGAUAUUUGUCUGUAUCAGUAAAAUUCUUUUUUAACAGUCUGUAGAUUCAUUUGGUCUUUGUGUCUGAAGUAUUCACACGUGUAUCCUCUUUAAGCGUCAUUGUCACUCGUUAUCUUUCAGGUCAGCUGGUGGUGUGUACGCUGUGUUCCUGUGUGAUGCAGACCAAGAGGAUUUGGCUUUUCUCUGCUCACCUCCUCCCUCUUGUGGCCAGACUGUGUCUUGUCCCACUUGAGACCAUCGUCUUCAUCAAUAAGUUCUCCAUGAUCUUCACAGGCCUGGAAGUCAUUUACUUCCUUGCGUCUAACUUGUUGGUACCAUACAACCUCGCUAAGACUGCUUACAGGGAGCUGGCCCAGGUAAAAUCAAGUUCACGUUUCUACUAUCGCUGGUUUUAUCACCAGAGAUUUCUGUCCCAUUAACCUCCAUCUCCUCUCUUCUCCAUCUUUGUCUCUCUUUCUGUCCCCAGGUGGUGGAAGUGUACGGUCUGCUCGCUCUGGGGAUGUCUCUGUGGAACCAGCUGGUCCUCCCGGUCCUCUUUAUGUGUUUUUGGCUGCUUCUGUUUGCUCUACAGAUCUACUCCUACUUCAGCACGAGAGACCAGCCUACCUCACGGGAGAGGCUCCUCUUUCUCUUUCUGACCAGGUGAGACUGCAGCGCUGAUUGGACUUACACUUGAUUGCAGAGGUGGGGGCUUGACGACUCGACUCGAGACUCGACUUGGACUUGAGUCCCGUUUUUGACUUGCUUGAUGAAAUCAAGAAAUGACUUGGACUCGCUUGGGACUUGAUUGCUAAAGACUUGAGACUUGACUUGACUUGAGCCCAGUGACUUGAAGUCUUUUCGAGUGAGUGCACUAUAUCAACGGGUCAGGGACAGGUCACGGGAGCUGCACCAGAAGUGAGACUCGACCAAAACUGUCGGAGCCAAACUCGGAGAGAGCGGUCUGGACUCCAACAAACUUUAGGAGCUGCGUUUGUAAAUUCUUCCGAUUUUGGGCAGACAUGGUAGAUGGAAAAAAUGCUGAGUGAGACCAAGUUAUAUGCAAGCUGUGUGAGCUAGAUAUUCAAAUAUGUGAACCUUUGUGUUAUUUAUUUAUUUUUUUUUCAUUUUUUCAUUUUGAGGUGAUUUUGACAGCCUUAUUAUCCAUUACAAACUGCAAGCUGCAAAAAACUAAAGCUUACAAACUGAACAAUAGUUCCUGUCUGGGAUCAGAAAUACAUUACAAAUUCAAACGCUUGUUUCUUGUGGUUCUUCAGUCAUGAGAAAAAUGUGCACAGCCAUCAUCAGCAGCCUGUAUAAUUAGAUCACAUUGUAAAGAAAUUGUCUUUCCUGUUUGAGUUUGUUUUGUCUGUUGUGUUUUACUUUUAACCCUCUUCCUCCUUCUUUGUCCUCCAGCAUCGCGGAGUGUUGUAGUACACCGUACUCCCUGCUGGGUCUGGUUUUCACCGUGAGCUUUAUCGCUCUGGGAGUUCUCACACUCUGCAAGUUCUACCUGCAAGGUUACAGGGCCUUUAUGAAUGACAACACCAUGCACAGGUUAGUGUGUGUUUGUGUGUGUAUAUCUGUGUGUGUUUGCUCAGGGUGUCGGUAAGUGACAUGAAGCGUUAAACACGUGUUUUACCUGUGUAUCUGUGCAGGGGGAUGACAGAGGGCAUCACCUUGCUGAUCCUUGCUGUCCAGACCGGCCUCAUUGAGCUUCAGGUCAUUCACCGAGCGUUCCUCCUCUCCAUCAUCCUCUUCAUCGUUGUUGCAUCUAUUCUGCAGUCCAUGCUGGAGAUCGCUGACCCCAUAGUUUUGGCCUUGGGAGCAUCAAGAGACAAGUAAGAAGUUUUUGUAUACACAAGUUUAUUUUGUUUUUGUUUGUUAUAUCUGUUAGAGGAAAGGGAAAUUUCUAAUGAUCUGUUUAUUUUUUGGUUCCUUCCUUCCGUGUCCUGUAGGAGUUUGUGGAAACACUUCAGAGCCGUGUCUUUGUGUCUGUUCCUGCUGAUCUUUCCGGCCUACAUGGCGUACAUGAUCUGUCAGUUCUUUCACAUGGACUUCUGGCUUCUCAUCAUCAUCUCCUCCUCCAUCCUCACGUCACUGCAGGUAGGCAGACAGGAUCUCGAAGAGUUUCUACUUUGGUUUAUGAGAACUGAUUGAAAUGUGAAGACUCUCUUUGGUCACCCACAGGUCCUCGGCACUCUGCUGAUCUAUGUUCUCUUCAUGGUGGAGGAAUUUCGUAAGGCUCCAGUGGAGAACAUGGAUGAAGUUAUCUACUGUGUCAAUGGGACCUACAGAUUACUGGAGUUCCUAGUGAGUUUCACGAAUGUACAGAUGUAUAUUAAAGGUGGGGUUGGCAGGAUCUGAGGAGAGAAAUCUUGAAUGUAAACUCUACCCUCUCAACCAGUUUUCCCAAGAUAUUCCCAAAUGUAAUCAAUAACUAAUAGCUAUUGACUGAUAUGAAAAGCUUUUUUGUAUAUACACCACAAAAAAAGAUACACCUUUAACAGAUUCCUGCCUAUUUUUAAAUGUACAUGAUCUCAAAGCCGUCCCCCUCUCACUGUGAAUGAUUUCCUCUGUUUCCAGGUGGCAGUGUGUGUGGUGUGCUACGGUGUGUCAGAGACAGUAUUUGGGGAGUGGAGUGUGAUGGGCAGCACCAUAAUCCUGGUCCACUCGUACUAUAAUGUGUGGCUCAGAGCCCAGCUGGGCUGGCAGAGCUUCCUGCUCAGGAGAGACGCUGUAAACAAGAUCAAAAGCCUCCCCACAGCGAGCAACACCCAGCUGGAACAGUACAACGACAUCUGUGCUAUUUGCUACCAGGUAUGAGCGGGAUUUGUGUAAACAGGGAGAGGAUAUGACCAGAAUGAGAUCUCAGGCUUUAAGUUUAACGCUUGGUUUGUGGGACGUGUAUCACAGCCUGUGUGCUUCUUUGUGUUUGUUUCCUCCAGGACAUGAACAGUGCUGUGAUCACUCCCUGCAGUCAUUUCUUCCAUGCUGGUUGUCUGAAGAAAUGGUUGUAUGUCCAGGAGACAUGCCCGCUGUGUCACUCCCAACUCAAGAGCCAACCGCCAAGCGCCGCCGGCCCCAAUCAAGACACCUCCGUGGCCAAUCAGAAUCCUGCUGGGCAGGAGGACGCCAAUAAUAAGCAGAACGAAUGCACUUCUUCAGAUGAUCAGAAAAAGGAGGGAGAAAUUGGACCUUCAACGUCAGAUGGAGAAACACCUCUCACCUCAUCCUCUUCGACUCAGCAGCCUGUCAACACUUCAGCAACACCAUCUUCUUCCUCGUCUUCUCCUCCUGCCCCUCUUAUCACUGAAUCAGAGUCCAAGGUUCCCCCUCUGUCUUCCUCCCCUUCUGCAGACACAUUGGACACGCGCCCCUCUUGCCGUCACCGCUUUUCCCCACAUCUUUCAGUCCGGGUGGAAACAAACCCAGGCUUCCCACCGUAUGUCGAGGAGUCACCUGCAGGUCGAUUAUCCCAGUCCGAGGAGCCCUCCUCUCUGUCUGAGUAGCAGCGUCCUCCUCCAUGCAGCCUCUGAGCCCCAUCACAAAACACAAAGACAUACAUGCAUGCACAAAAAGAAACGCACAUUCUCAACACCCCAUCUGCCAAAAUUCUGCCUACAUCAUACCUGUCCAGCGGUUUACUGUCCCCUGAUGUAGAAAGUUUUACUAGAAGUUGGAGAGGUAAAAAAACCUAAGAGUAGAGCAGAAAUAUCAAUCAAACUGUUUUAAAAUGACACUUCAUUGAGAUAUAUUUUUAAGUUUAAAUUAAGGCUGGCAACUUUAACAGGUUUGAUUGAUCAGGUUUGUUUUUUUUUUUAACACGUAUUAAUCAUGACUUUUCCCACUUCCAAUGCGAAUUUUCAUCGAGCCUUAUUUACUGAAAGUAGCCCUAAAAAACUGUGAUGCAGUGAAACAAGAGCGUACGUUACUGAGCGUCAAGUGAUCGAAUGAUAUAUCGAGUUUGAUCUGCUGUGGGAUAUGCUGCACUGGACUAGUUUGUUUUUACAACAAAGAAAAAACAAACCAGGUCAAGAUCCAGGUCAUUAACUCACAAACUCAAUCUACUCACAUAAUCAUGAAGCUGCAUUUGAGUCAUUCACAGCAUGUGGAGGCAUAGUGCAUACAUUACAGUGGGGCGAUCUGACUUCUAAACCGUAUUUUGAGGAGGUAGUGAAACAGGUGCCUUCUGUAGCGUUCAGUGUCUUUGAUUACUUGAGCUGCGUGGCAACAUCUGGCUAAAAUUGUCCAAGUGCAAAUAGAGCUUUCUUAUUGGUCCGGUGUUUUCGUUCAUAAACGUUGAGGUAUAGGCGCCUCUGUAUUUGUAGCUGUGGGAGUCGAAAUCUGAUUGAUCACCCCGGAAUCCCUCUCUAAAAUCCAAACUAAAUUACUUGGACUAUAUUGGAAGAAGCAACAAGUAGCUUUCUUUUGUUUCAGUGUGGCACCUUUUUAAGUUCUGUAUUUUUCGCACUAUGAGGUGUACCUGAUUAUAAGGUGCACCAUUGAUGAACGCGUCUAUUCUCGUCUGUUUUCAUACAUGAAUCGCACCGGAUUAUAAAGCGCAUUAAGCCAAACAAAACAGUCAGAUAAAUCAAACUUUAUUUUAACUCAUUCAAUAACUCCGCGAGGCUACAGUAGCUGCAGUGCUCCGACAAGCCAAAAGGAUUUUAACUGCGCCUUAUAGUGCGAAAAAUACUAUAUCUAAAAUUACUGAUGAUAAACACAAGUCAUCUAAAACAGAUUAACUAUGGGCCUCCACUUCGAUUAACUUUGAUGACUCUUUUUAAUUAAUUGACAGCAUUUGUUUAAAGUUUAUGCCAGCAAAGAUGUGGGACGGUGGGUUUGAUUUUAACUCAAAACACGAAGGGGAUAGCUUUAAUCUCAUCUCAAAAGGAAUGGGUACUUUUCCACAAAUGUGAAGUUCUGCGCAGAACUAAACCUAGUUUUUAACACGAUAUCCGAGCUAUAGGUACAUCUCUAAAAUCACGUUAAUGUUCCUCUCAUUUCAACCCCACGCUCUUCACUCUUGUCGCUGAAUAUUUCGCAGUGUUUGGGAGUUCUCUGUCGUCCUGUGUAUGUGCCAUGAAGUAAUAAGAAAUGGCUCAGGUAUGUCGAGAGCGAAGAUAGAGGACUUAUAACAUAAUCGCAUUUCAAACAGUGACAAAGUCUUAACAUUUCAUAAAGUCGACAGAUUUCUCUAUCAAAAACAAAAUCAGUUUUCACUGCUGGGAGAUGGUAGUCAGGUGUAAAAGUGAAAACACAAAGACUGAAUGUUUCUCGCGGCCAUCAUAUGACUUCAAGCCUGGUGCUAAGCAGACGAUUUCUUGUGUGGUGGUCGAGUUAAAUGUGUGAACUUCAUUUCAUGUGUCAUACUUUCUCUGAUAUAUAUGGCUCCAAUAUCUGAAUCCCAUUUGUUUGGCUGGUCCCAGCAAAGGAAAAAAAAAGAAUCAGUAAUUCUUCUCAUCGCCAAACUUUUGUAUCAUAGCCAGAGAGAUGUUAUUUUUAAAGUCAUUUUUACAUUUCCGCUUUAUUCGACAGCGAGGAAAGAGGCCGCUGUUUACACGUGGUCUUAAGCGUCUGAGGAUGAGGAGGGUUUAGUCACCCGCGGAGUCGGCAUGGGGCCGUCAUUUUAUCAUCACUUUGAGCUUUACUUCAUUCAUUCGCUCAUCCUCUGCUCUUCUUUGCCUUCCAUCACUCCAUCUAUAACUCUGUAUCAGGGUCAAUGACGUGACGCCUAACUAUUCUGUCCGGCUGUAUUUUUUCUAAGUUAAAAAAGGUUUAAAUGCACAAAAAUAUACUUUGUAUAUGUAGUUUCUCUCUCAUAUAUGUAGUCAAUUCAACUUUUCAAAAAUCAGGUCUUAUUUGUAAUUAAAAUAUCAUGUGGUGCGACCAAUAAUAACAUUAAUUGUAUUAAAAUACAAACUAAAAUAUCUAAUUUCUGUAACUGAAACAUUAAUACCUGAUAUGGUACGCUUACGUUCAAGGUAGUUUUAAAACAUUUUAUCAGUGUAAAGCGACCGUGACAUUAUAGAGCGAAAAUGUGAGAUCAUUAUUUACAUCUAUCUACUUGAUAUUACUAAGAAUUUGUAAAAAAUGAUUAUGUUGAAAAAAUAUAAUAUUUUUGAGAUAAAUGAUGGUCGCACCACAUGACAUGACAUGAAAAAACACAAAAAUUGCGUAAUUGAAAAAUUCUACAUUUUUUUGUACACAACAUCCUUAGUGUUUGAAGAUAUUCUUAUUUUUGCUUUUUUGAAAUUGGCAUGUUUAAAAACCUUAUACGUCAUUGACCCACCAACCAAUCAAAUCAAAGCUCCCGUGUCUUCUUCGACCAUCAUUUUCCUCCUCCUCCUGCUGCUGCUGCUGCUGCUCUGUUAUUUAUUGAAAUGCUCCUCCCAGCAAAUUGAGCUGUGCAAUAGGAGAGCUUUGUUUUAUUUUCAUACAUUAACAUGCACAUGCUCAGGGGGUCCCUGCACUCAGCAAAAAGGAAGGAAGAGAGUUCUGAGGACUGAAAGACGAGAACUUUGUGAAUGCCUGAGAGUUCCCAUGCGCUCUUACAUGUCAAGCUUGCAUGCUGCCGCUGUUACCAUGUAUUAUUUUUUUUGCUUUCUCCCACUUUGCACUAACUUUUCCUGCUUUUUUUAUUUUAUUUUUUAUGACAUGUACCUUCUUGUCCUUGUUUUUCACUAUCAUUGGGACUAAUGUCAUUUCUACUAGCGAUGCUCCAAAGCCGUUCGGUGGCUGUCAGCAACCAAACCCUCUGACGUGUUUAUGUAUGAGGAAACAGCCCAAUCUGUAUGUGUGUAAUGUAUAUAAAUGUUGCUCUGUAUGGCAUCUGUAUUAAACCAGAGGAGUGUUGUUAUAUAAUUAAGUUCAGGGCUAGAUUUCCAAAGCUUUCCAGCCGUUUGAGCUUCGUGUUUUUGUGAACAAAGACAAACUUGAGGCUGAGAAGCUUUGGGGACAAGAAAAAUAGCUUUCUGAUCUUGGAGACCAGCCAGUGUUAUUGCUUCUCCUCACUGUAUGACGCAUCCUCAUGCUGGUGUGAUCACUCCGGUGCCCUCUACUGUUAGGAGUGGGAUCAGCACGGUGCAGACGGUGCAGGAGAAGCACUAGUUAAACAUAAACAGUAUUAUUUCUACCACUAUUACUAAAAGGUCUUAUUGCGAUGAAUGAAUUUCCUGUUUUUAUUGGAAAGCGUUGGCUGCAGGGCUAAGAAUGAAUACAUGGUAAAUGUAGGAUUAAACCUGGCCAACGCUGUUUAACUGUUUGUGUUUAUUUUUUUUUUUUUUAAGAGAUGAACUGUAGAGUUUGAUGUAUUUGCACAUGUUCCAGUGAAAGACGAAUAUGAGGACUUUACCGUAUUCUUGAAUGACGUUUUAUUAUCAGCUCCAUUUCUCAUUGACUUUUGAUUUACAACCGAGCACUUGAAAAUGGUUACAUGUGUUUUAAACUGCAUAAACGACUUGUUUUCAUUGUGGAGCACUGAACUGUCACAUACUCGAUGAGAUGAUAACUGUCAUUGGAAACUGAAUGUGAAUGUGCAUUACAGUAUUAAACUGUCGGAGAAGCCUGUCAGCUGUUUAUUCCA